Erythranthe guttata (spotted monkey flower) is the source of this 1040-nucleotide messenger RNA. The record is from RefSeq and is a predicted model, not a curated record. NCBI's taxonomy places the organism in Eukaryota, Viridiplantae, Streptophyta, Magnoliopsida, Lamiales, Phrymaceae.
AUGCAACUGACUUUAAAAUUCAAGUCUACGAACAAGUCCCCACAACUCGGCCGGCCAGGUGUUAUCCCUUCCGAGAUUGGCAAUCUUCAGAACCUGGCUCAAUUUGACAUUGCAAGCAACCGGAUUAGUGGAACAAUUCCAGUCAGUAUCUUCAAUAUUUCUUCUCUCCAAAUUUUAAACCUACAUCACAAUCAACUGUCUGGAAGCCUCCCAAAAGAUAUCGGGAAUCUUACAAAUCUCGAAUACUUUGACAUCUCAUUCAACAGCUUAAUAGGUGGUUUACCGCGAGAAAUUGGCAAAAUUUACCAACUGAAAAGAUUAUCAUUAGGCUUUAACAACUUCACCGGUUUUAUUCCGUUGGAGCUCUUUAACAUGUCAAACCUUCAAGUUCUUAGUCUUUUAACUAACCGUUUGUCGGCCAGUCUUCCAACUAAUUUGGAUCGCGGGUUACCCGCUCUUGAAGAACUUUAUCUCUUUAGAAACUAUUUCACGUGAGUAAUACCCGAUUCGAUCACUAACUGUUCCAAACUCAGAAUUCUCGAACUCAGUCGUAACAAUUUCACUGGUUUUGUACCUCAUUUUCUCGGUAACCUAAGAAUGUUUGAAUGUCUAUCCCUAUUCGGCAACAAUCUAAGGACCGAAUCAACUUCUUCAGAAUUGAGCUUCAUAACUUCCUUGACAAAUUGCAGAUCCUUGAAUGUGCUCGCAAUUGCUGAUAAUCCUCUAGAUGGAAUCAUCCCGGCUUCUGUUGGGAAUUUAUCUACCUCCCUCCAAAUAUUCGGUGCCUACAAUUGUAAAAUUAAAGUAUCAUCCCUGCAGAAAUUGGAAAUUUAACCAACCUCGUUACACUUUCUUUAUAUAAUAACGAGUUGUCCGGUAACAUUCCACCUACCCUCAACCAUUUGCAGAAGCUUCAAGGAUUAGAUCUACAGAGCAACAAUCUAACAGCAUCCAUUCAUGAUAGUAUUUGUGAUUUACACAACUUGGUUAUUUUAUCUUUAAGCCAAAGUAAUUUUUUUGGUCGAAUACCGGAAUGUUUA